Vanderwaltozyma polyspora DSM 70294 is the source of this 1356-nucleotide messenger RNA. It is a transcript of the gene RAD28, whose product is annotated as Rad28p. The record is from RefSeq and is a predicted model, not a curated record. The transcript has a single exon. NCBI's taxonomy places the organism in Eukaryota, Fungi, Ascomycota, Saccharomycetes, Saccharomycetales, Saccharomycetaceae. Gene Ontology annotation, molecular function: protein binding. Gene Ontology annotation, cellular component: nucleotide-excision repair complex; Cul4A-RING E3 ubiquitin ligase complex. Bases 1 to 1356 code for a protein of 451 amino acids. Gene Ontology annotation, biological process: transcription-coupled nucleotide-excision repair; proteasome-mediated ubiquitin-dependent protein catabolic process; protein polyubiquitination.
AUGAACUAUACACUGUUGCAAUAUAAAUUGGGGAGAAUCAACAAUUCAGAAUUAGUAAACCUUACAAGAUUACGAGAAUUAGAAAGAAUUGUUGAAUCAUCAACACCAAAGAUAUAUAAUUACCAUAAAAAAUCUGAAUUGUAUGGAGCCAUAACUUGUCUGGAUAUUGAUAAUGGAGGUGAAUUCUAUUUGGGAGCUACAAACAACGGUUCUAUUUCUUUGUGGGGGUUUAAUGAAAGGUUAGAGGUAAACUAUGAUAGUAAUGGAUCCAAGAUUUAUGAUUUAGUGAAUAAAAGACUAAAUUAUGCUAAGAGGAGUACCGAUGAGGAGAUAGAUAUUAGUAAUGCACAGUUGGAUUCAAGGAAAAGAGCUAGACAGGAUGAAGCUGAUAUGAAAUUGGUCCAUAGUUUUGAAACUAGUCGGAAUAAAUAUAGAAUGUACAGGAAAUCUAAUAACACACAUUCAGUACAGCGGAAAGAAGAACCUUCACAGGAGGAAGAUUCUUUGGAAUCGCACAAGUAUAGCAUUAGAACACUGAAAUGGUAUAAGGACGACAAUGGGAUGUUUUUCACUGGAUCUUAUGAUAAUAGUGUCAAAAUUUGGAACACAAAUGAAUUUGUGCCUGUUCAAGAUAUUAAGCUAGAACAUAAAGUGAAUCAGAUUGAUUGUAGUUACCAAGGAACAAAUAUGCUAGUUGUAGCUACAGAUGAUUAUCAUCCAAGAUUAAUUGAUUUGAACAACAUGAAUCUCGGGUUAACAUCAUUGGGAAAUGCCAAUAAUAGUGAGAUGAAAUCUCCUAUAUUAUGUUGUAAAUUUAACCCACAAAGGACAAAUAUAGUAGCCACGGGAGAUGAAAAUGGACAGGUUAAAUUAUGGGAUUUAAGAAAAAGCAAUAGACAGCUAUUAGAAUUGAAAGAUACGAUUUCAGGGAAUGCACAUUUACGAGGAUGUAAUGAUAUUGAGUGGGAUGAAACUGGUCGAGAAAUAGUUACAGUUGGACUUGAUGGCAAGAUCAAAAAAUGGACACCAUUCAGCGACUUAAAUUCGAUGAUAUCAUUACAACUUGGAGAUACAGAUAUUAUGCGGAACAGAUAUACGUAUCGGACAUCACAGAGGUUAAUUUGGUAUGGGGAUUAUAUACUAUUAAAUACUGACAAUAAUGAGAUUACCAUAUUUGAAACGAUUGAAGGUAAGCAAUGGAAUAAAAUCAAGAAUCCGCAAGAACAGUUCAAAAAAAUAACAAAGAAAGAUAAAUCUGCACAAAUCAAUGCAUUUUCAAUUCAGCGAAAUCCAACCAAUUCUAAUGGAACAAGAUUAUUACUAGCCACCUCCAAUUGUAUAUUAGAAUACCCAUAA